Onychostoma macrolepis is the source of this 2866-nucleotide messenger RNA. RefSeq names its product calcium channel, voltage-dependent, beta 4a subunit (gene cacnb4a). The coding region runs from base 236 to 1849 and encodes 537 amino acids. The record is from RefSeq and is a predicted model, not a curated record. NCBI's taxonomy places the organism in Eukaryota, Metazoa, Chordata, Actinopteri, Cypriniformes, Cyprinidae. Gene Ontology annotation, cellular component: voltage-gated calcium channel complex. Gene Ontology annotation, biological process: regulation of voltage-gated calcium channel activity; neuromuscular junction development; calcium ion transmembrane transport. The transcript is spliced from 15 exons. Gene Ontology annotation, molecular function: protein binding; high voltage-gated calcium channel activity.
AACUACGCUGUAAGUAGCUUGUGAUGCUGCUCUACAGCUCUAGUGGUGACCGAUCUACACUACAGCUGCACGCACUGCAUCAGCCACCGACAGACAGCUCAGCGCACACAAGCCUCGUCUUCGGACCGCGGACACCGCAGCGAAACUGGAGCAAACAGUUCAGUAUCCUCCUCCGCCGAGCCAGUGGACCGGGACCGAGAGGCAGCCACCUCCGUGGACCGAUGAACUCGCAGAAAUGUCCCGGCACAUCUACACCCGACACGGGAUAGGCGACGGGGUUCAGAAGCCGAUUUUUCAGGUGAACAGAGGCACCUACUCACGGCGCAGUCGACUUAAGAGGUCCGACGGCAGUACGACAUCGACCAGCUUCAUCCUCCGCCAGGGUUCCGCCGAUUCCUACACUAGCAGACCAUCCGACUCAGAUGUCUCUCUGGAUGAGGAGCAGGGCGGCCGGCAGGAGAAAGAACAGCAGGCCACCGUUCAGCUGGAGAGGGCAAAGGGCGGCCGGCAGGAGAAAGAACAGCAGGCCACCGUUCAGCUGGAGAGGGCAAAGGCCAAGGCUGUGGCCUUUGCCGUGAGGACAAACGUCAGCUACUGUGGUGCCCUAGAUGAGGACGUUCCUGUCUCUGGCACUGCCAUUUCCUUUGAUGCUAAAGACUUCCUUCACAUUAAGGAGAAGUACAACAAUGACUGGUGGAUUGGGCGACUGGUGAAGGAAGGUUGUGAUAUCGGUUUCAUCCCCAGUCCCUUAAAACUAGAGAACAUUCGCUUACAGCAAGACCAAAAAAGGGGCCGCUUCCAUGGGAAGUCCAGUGGGAACUCUUCUUCCAGUCUGGGUGAAAUGGUGUCAGGCACCUUCAAGCCCAACCCUGCUUCUGCAGGUAAACAGAAACAGAAAGUGGCCGAGCACAUUCCUCCAUACGAUGUGGUCCCUUCCAUGAGGCCGGUGGUCUUAGUUGGCCCAUCACUUAAGGGAUAUGAGGUGACAGAUAUGAUGCAGAAAGCGCUCUUUGACUUCCUGAAACACAGGUUUGAAGGCAGGAUAUCAAUCACAAGAGUAACCGCAGACAUCUCUUUGGCCAAGAGAUCUGUGCUGAAUAACCCUAGUAAGAGAGCGAUUAUUGAGAGAUCCAACACCAGAUCCAACCUGGCGGAGGUUCAGAGUGAGAUCGAGCGAAUUUUUGAAUUGGCCAGAUCCCUUCAGCUGGUUGUGCUGGAUGCCGACACGAUCAACCAUCCAGCCCAGCUCAUCAAGACCUCUUUAGCUCCCAUUAUUGUCCAUGUCAAAGUGUCUUCUCCCAAGGUAUUGCAACGGCUGAUCAAAUCACGGGGGAAGUCUCAAAGCAAGCAUUUAAAUGUACAGCUGGUGGCAGCAGACAAACUAGCUCAGUGUCCUCCAGAAAUGUUUGACAUAAUUUUGGAUGAGAAUCAGCUCGAGGAUGCAUGUGAACAUCUGGCCGAGUAUCUGGAGGCCUACUGGCGUGCAACUCACACUUCCCUCAGCACCCCUCUGAACCCUCUGCUGGGCCGCAACCUUGGCUCCACUGCGCUCUCACCAUACCCCACAGCCAUCUCUGGACUACAGAGCCAAAGAAAUAAAAACAGCAAUCACAUCAGUGACAACUCUCCAAUGGAGCGGCGCAGCUUGAUGACGUCCGAUGAGAACUACCAGAACAACGAGCGGCAAAAGAAGAGCCAUAACCGCCUGUCCUCCAGCUCCCAGCAAAGUCGAGACCAUUACCCUCUGGUAGAGGAGGACUACCAUGAUCCCUAUCAAGACGCGUACAAACCUCACCGCAACCGGGGCUCCCCCGGGGGCUACAGUAACGACUCGCGGCACAGACUCUGAACAUCCAGUCCACUUGAGCCAGAGCUAUGAGAUAAAUCUCAUGUAAUUGUGUAAACCCUUUCUGAAAAUGCAGUGCAUUGUGUUCACUCCAACACAGGUCCCCAUAUAUGGGCCAUCUUAACUAAAAGCAAAAUCCGAGCACCCGGUCCGUCUAUGUAAGGCAGUUGUUUGCAGCCCUUACGCAUCUCUUGUCAGGCAGUUGGAGGUGCUGAUUUUAUCUGCAAUGGUUGAGAUAAGUUGCUCUUCUGGAGGAGUGACAACUAUAGUACCAUCUGGUCCAUCCAGUUUCUCCUAGUAGAGGCCUAAGCCCUGCGUUUAAUUGCUAACCAAAGCCCUGCACUGUCUAUAUUUGCAGGACGUUUUGUGGUGGCAUGCUAAUUUUCACCCUGAACUAGUGCCGGCAUGCAGUGCCAAGACCCAAUCAGCACAGAGCCUUUUUGCACGAUUUCAGUAGCCAAUGGAAGUGUCAUGCGUUCACCGUUCUGUUUUUUCCUGUCUUAGUAUUUAUGUUAGAUGGUCUCUUAUUUUGCCCGAACAGCCUCAGGUACGAAGCAGGAAUGCUUCAUAGGUGCCAAAAUCUAAGAGGUUUCUUUUCCCACAGUCUAUUUUCAUAAUGAUCUCUGCAGACAGUGUCAACAGACACUUUUUCUGAGCAAAAUACAAAAGAUAGCAACAUAUUUACAUUUUUUACGUACACCAUAAUGCCUAUAGUUCACUCAGCGCUUUGCCCAGGCCUACAAGUGGGAUGAUGUUGCAAAAAAUUACACCAGAGUACCAGUAUCAGGUAGAUUUUAUCAUUACUUGGUAGUAAUAGUAAAUAAACGAAUCUCAUGAAACCUUAUAAGAUUUACAGAUUAUAUUUCACCCAAAAAUCUGAAUUAAAAAAAAAAUCAUAUAAAUAUAAAAAUAAAUAUAAUCGAUAUAAAUACAAUGAAGCCUGUUUUAGGACAAUUAAGACUCAAAUUGUGACAUUAUUUUCAUGAAAAUUAAGCAUGCCCUCCUCUAUUUUAAUUACUG